GAAACAUUCCAUCUCGCUGAAACUCUGUUUUUCUGUUCGGGUCGCUGACUUAAACGAAAAUUCAAAAAUGCACAAAGAAGAGUCAAUUGUAAUCGUUGGAGCUGGCGUUUUUGGUCUCUCGACAGCUCUGGAACUUAGCCGUCGCGGUUACACCGACAUCACGGUGCUAGAUCGCCAUACUCCACCUGUCCCGGAUGGAUCUUCUGUAGAUAUUUCUCGGAUUAUCAGACCAGACUAUGCCGACAAGUUCUAUGCUCGUAUGGGCAUUGAGGCGCUCCAUGGUUGGCAAAAGGACUUCCCGCAAUAUUUCUAUCGCAGCGGCUUGCUUUGCGCUCAAUCUGGAAGAGAAUUCAACAACGAAUACUUGAGGGAAGCAAGAGAUAAUCUGGAGAAGCUGGGUGAUGGCUUGGAUCUGUGGACUUUCAUCGGGGAGGAAGCGAAUGUGAGGUAUCCGGGUAUCCAUGGAGACCUCUCCCAGACUAGUGGAUACUGUAAUUUGGAUGCUGGAUGGGCCAAUGCUGCGGAGAGUAUCAAACAUCUGGCCAAUCUUUGUAAAGAUGCUGGUGUGAUGUUUUUGUCAGGCAAACAGGGCACAGUCACUGAGCUUGUCUCGGAGAAGUCUACAGAUCGGAAGACCAUCAGCGGAGUGCGAACGGCAGAUGGCGAAGUCGUCAAUGCUGGUACGAUCAUCUUGGCAACUGGAGCUUGGACACCGCAUCUUCUCGAAUCUGGCAAUCGCUUUCUGUCUACUGGCCAGCCAGUCGGCUACAUGCAGCUCACACCAGAAGAAGCUGCUGAGAUGCAAGGAACUCCAGUCAUGAUCAACCUGAGCACUGGUUGGUUUGCCUUUCCACCAACACCUGGAGAUCAUCUUUUGAAGAUGGCGAGGCAUGGUUACGGCUUCGAGACGACUCAUGCUUCCGAGAAGAGCCAAUACUCAGCGCCGAAUCUGAGCUCUCAACAUGAUUAUCUGCCUCGUGACGCAGAACAAGCCUUGAGAGAUGGCCUUGCUCUCUUUCUGCCGAAGUUCAAAGACCGAGCGUUCUCAAAGGUAAAGCUGUGCUGGUACACAGAUACACCCAACGGAGAUUUUAUCGUCGACUACCAUCCUGAAUACACAAAUCUUUUUGUCUCCACAGGUGGUAGCGGACACGCGUUCAAGUUCCUGCCUAUCUUGGGUCGGUAUAUCGUUGACAACUUCGAGGGUAUUGCUUCGGAAGAGCAGAGGAGGAAGUGGGCCUGGUCGGAAACAGCCGAGCCUAUCAUGCCUGGAGAUGGCAGUCGUGGUGGACCGGAAAGACGUGUGCUUACCGAGGAAGAACAAGCUCUUCUGUUCUGAUCCUCAAAGAAUCUAUCCGCAGACCUGGUUGAUUUCAGACUUGACUGUAGGCACUACGAGGAGAGCCCCUUGCUGCUCAAGAUAUUAUCACUCUAAGCCGCUGGACAGUGCAUGCUGUAGUUAAAUCGCAACUCAGACCUUUGAUCCGACACACUGGGCGUGAAGGGAACGGGCCAGGACAAUUUCGGCAGGGGUGCCGGAUUGGCGACCUCCGUGUUGUUAGAAGAAUUACCACCGGUUAUGCUCUUGUCUCCUGUUGACGAACUAAGGUAGUUCUUCAGGGCUUUCGAUAUGACGUCUGGUAGCAAGCUGUUCUUGUUAGAAGGCUCGUUGUGUUUAGCUGCACGCUUAUCGUCUUUGAAUGUGGGAAUCCAGUCG
Molecule: messenger RNA, 1717 nt
Organism: Aureobasidium pullulans EXF-150
Lineage: Eukaryota; Fungi; Ascomycota; Dothideomycetes; Dothideales; Saccotheciaceae
Product: fructosyl amino acid oxidase
Exons: 2
Coding region: 68-1339 (423 amino acids)
Molecular function (GO): flavin adenine dinucleotide binding; proline dehydrogenase activity; sarcosine oxidase activity
Source: RefSeq, a predicted model, not a curated record